UUGCCUCCACGGCCAGUGAUGCUGGCAUUGCAGCACGGGCGCUUGCCUGCAUUGCCGAGGUCCUGGGCUGCAUGGCGCGAGGGGAAGGGGGCUUGCGGAGCGGGCCUGCUGCCAACAGGGAGUGGGCCUCGGCUUUCGGGCGCCUGGAGAGCGGGGACAUUGCCGGUGGUGUCUGGGAGCUGGCCGCCGAGCGGCAGAAGUGGAUGAGCAGGCCGGCUCUGCUGGUGAGAGCGGCUCGGCAUUACGAGGGGGCCGAGCAGAUCCUUGUCCGGCAGGCAGUGAUGUCCUCAUGCCAGUUCGUCACCGUGGGGCAGGCGGAGCUGCCACCCUUGGGGCACUGGGUGCAGGUGGUGUGUCCGGCCCGCCUGGACCUUUCUGGGGAAGAGAAGUCAGGGUGCCACGGGGAGCUGACGCCGGAGCUGCGCCUGGCCAGCCUCAGCGGGACGACACGGAGCGAGGCAGCGGUGGAGCUGGUGUGCCGGGAGCUGGAGCACUUGCAGGAUUACUGCCAGCCGCACGCACCAGGAGCCUUGCUCAAAGCUGCCUUCAUCUGCACCCAGGUCGUGCAGUUCACCUCACAGAAACCCUUGCGGGCCCAGCUGAUGGAGAGCUUUGGGGGUGGGUUUGAGGUGCACACCUGGUCCAAGCUGCCUCAUGGGUCUGGCCUAGGCACCAGCAGCAUCCUGGCAGGAGCGGUGAUGGCGUCGCUGUACCGGGUGGCUGGGAAGGCUGCCAGCACCAAGUCCCUCAUCCAUGCUGUGCUGCACCUGGAGCAGAGGCUCACAACAGGCGGCGGUUGGCAGGACCAGGUGGGCGGGCUCGUGCCUGGCAUCAAAAUCGGGAGGUCGAAGGCCCAGCUGCCACUCAGGGUGGAGGUGGAGAAGAUCCCAGUCCCUGACGGUUUUACCCAGACCCUCAACGAUCACUUGCUGCUGGUGUACACAGGGAAGACUCGCCUGGCCCGCAACCUGCUCCAGGACGUGGUGAGGAACUGGUAUGCCAGGCUGCCUUCCGCUGUGCAAAACACCGAUGCGCUGGUGAGCAACGCUGAGGAAUGUGCCCAGGCCUUGAAGCAAGGUAACCUGCCGCUCAUUGGCAAGUGUCUGGACCGCUACUGGCAGCAAAAGAAAUGCAUGGCCCCUGGGUGUGAGCCGCUGGCUGUUGGGCGCAUGAUGGACGCUCUCCGGCCCUACGUCUAUGGGCAGUGCUUGGCUGGGGCUGGCGGCGGCGGCUUCCUUUACGUCUUAACCAAAGCCCCUCGGCAGAAAGAGGCUUUGCACCAAAUUCUGGCAAAAACCGAGGGACUGGGCAACUUCAGCAUCCACAGCAUCCAAGUAGACACAGGCGGCUUCUCUGUGGAGGUUCUGGGACGUGAUGUGAAGGAUGUGGCUCACCCCAGAGAGGACAUGGCUGCGUGA
Messenger RNA from Leptosomus discolor (cuckoo roller), 1418 nucleotides. NCBI's taxonomy places the organism in Eukaryota, Metazoa, Chordata, Aves, Leptosomiformes, Leptosomidae. The record is from RefSeq and is a predicted model, not a curated record.